AAGAGAACACGACAAGCCGUCCAGUUGCAGUGUUCUGUCGAUAACUUCACUGAGCUUUAGAUCUCUCCUUUAUCUACAAAUACAGAUAUAAGAGAAAAUGAAAUUAGUUAUCUGUGUCAUUAUCGUCACCAUCUGUCUAUUCAUUAUUGGCAACUCUGCUUUUAUAGACAUGGAGAGAGAUGCAAAAAAAGAUCCUGGUAUUCCACUCCAAACUGGCAGGCUUAAUAUUUCCAAAACUAUGCAGGAUUGGAGCUGCAACAGUGCAUGUUCACCCCCUCUUCAUUGUCGAUUGCCCCGCUGUACAAAUGUUGUAUUCCCAAAUGCAUUCCAGGGAUCGGGAGCGGUUAACGUUCACGUAACUGUGAGUCAUGGUGAGAAGUUCUCACGUGUGCAUUCACCUUCAGCUGUCUGGGUUCAAUCUAUUACUGCACGUGGCUUUAGAGUGUGUGCACGUGAGCCAGGCAUUGGGUCAAAUGGAACAGGAAUCAUCAAUUGGUUGGCUUUUCAAGAUCAUCCACAAAUGACACUUGGCAGCGUUAUUUUUGAUGGGAUAUGGACAACGGAAGCUAAGUGUGAAAAAGUUACCUUCUCACAGAAUUUUCCUGCAAGACCUUUCGUGUUUGUGUCAGCUAGAUACACGCGUGACACAAAGCCAGAUGACGCUAUGUAUGUUUGGUUGGAAAAUGUAAAUUCCAGAAGUUUCGAGGUGUGCAUCCGAGAGUUUCUGUCCUUCGAUGGGAAACAUCAAGACACCAUUGUGGACUGGUUCGCAUUUGUUGGAAAUAGCUCUGAAUUCAAUUUAACGCUGUCAGGAGAAACAGAUUUUCCAAACAUUGGUUCGCCGACAGCUGAGGACAAUUAUGGUUUCUGUCAAGAAGUGGAGUUCAACACAACCUUCUAUGCCUCACCAGUUGUCCUUGUGUCUGUGCAUCAUAUUUACAACCCUCAAGUCAGCGUGAAAAGCCCCGUCUUACCGAAAAAUAACAUUAUAUCAGCCUGGGUUGAGGAGGUUAGCCUCACAUCCAUGAGGAUUUGUGUUAAAGACUUGAGUGGAACAGGAAGUAAACACGACCCUCUCUCUGUUAGUUACAACGUGAUUGGAGACCUCAAUCCCUGCCUAGACGUGUUUUGCCCAUCAUUUGGAGUCUGCAAAACAUACAGUGCCCAUGAAGCUCGGUGUGUGUGUAAUGACAACUGCCCUUCGUAUCAAGAUCCAGUCUGCACCGAAAAUGGAACAACGUAUGACAACGAAUGUCAGUACAAGUUGAGUUUCUGCAAGGGACUGGACAAUAAUACCUUGUACCAUUCUGGAGGCUGUGAAGGCUUUCCAAUCAUUCAUGGUCGAGUUAAGCUUCUUCGAGUUCCUGAUUGGUCAGACUCAAGUUGCAAAACAGUCGUAUUCCCACCGUACCGCUUCUAUCCGAACAAAGAUGUUCAUGUACAGAUCACCCUUAAUCACAUGAACCUGAAUGACUCCAACACAGUGCACCAUGCUAUCACAUCUUGGACCGAAAAAGUCAACAAUCAAAAUUUUACUGUCUGUGCUAUGCAAUCUGGGAGAAAUGGAAACAACUUUAAUCCUUUCGCAACCGUUGAUUGGAUGGCGUACCAAGGAGCACCCCCAGAGGGAAUGACGGGAAGAAUCAAGAUGACAAAAUGGUGGUCAGGAACGAAUUGCGCAGAUGUAACCUUUUCAAAGGACAAGUUUAAAGGUAUACCAGUUGUCCUUGUGACGUCUGAUCACUAAAGAAGUGGAAAGGAACACGACGCUGCGUUGAUCUGGACAGAAGAUGUAUCCAAGGACUCGUUCAAGGCUUGUUUGCGUGAGCUGCAAAACUUUGAUGGCAUGCAUCAAGAUAUUUAUGUGACCUGGAUGGCGUUUGCUAAGUUGCAUAAGCCCCUCUUCACUGAAUAUGGCUCUGUAAACUUUCCAAACACGAAUCCACCAUGAGAUGAAGACAACAAUGCUUACUGCGAGUUUGUGCAUUUUACACGAAUUUACAAUGCGACACCAUCCGUCCAAAUAUCAGCAAAUCACAGCACAACAGCAAGUGGAAACUUGGCACCAG
Stylophora pistillata is the source of this 2069-nucleotide messenger RNA. RefSeq lists its product as uncharacterized. NCBI's taxonomy places the organism in Eukaryota, Metazoa, Cnidaria, Anthozoa, Scleractinia, Pocilloporidae. The record is from RefSeq and is a predicted model, not a curated record. Gene Ontology annotation, molecular function: calcium ion binding; protein binding.